AUGUCACUAAAUCCCUGUCUAACCCUUCAGGCACUUCCCAAGACUCUAAUUUUCUUCCACCCCAAUAAUUCAAUUCCCUCUACCUUUCAAAAGAACCGUUCUUUUGCUCCUAUUACAAAAGGGUUUUCGAGAAGGGGCAGGAAUGUGAAGGGGGGCCCUUUGGUCGCCGUUGCUUGUUCGACUUCCUUGCCUUUCUUGGGCAGGGUCGGGCUGCACAAGAGAGAGGGGAAUUCUUCUCCGCUUUCGUUCGGUGUGGACCCGAAAAUUGUUUUCGAUGAUGCUGAGGAAAAAUCUGACCUUUCACAGGUUUUGUCGGCUAUGCUUCCGUUUGUGGUGGCUCUCACUGCUGUGGCUGCCCUUUCCAAGCCUUCGACUUUCACUUGGGUGUCGAAAGACUUGUAUGCUCCUGCACUAGGAGGCAUUAUGUUAUCUAUUGGAAUCAAACUCUCAAUUGAUGAUUUUGCUCUGGCGUUUAAGAGGUUACCUUUGCCCUUGUCCAUUGGAUUUUUUGCUCAGUAUGUAUUGAAACCGGCUCUCGGGGUGUUUGUGGCACGGGCCUUUGGGAUAUCACCGAUGUUUUAUGCUGGCUUUGUUUUAACGUCAUGCGUUGCUGGGGCCCAGUUAUCCAGCUACGCCAGCUUCUUGAGUAAAGGGGACGUGGCCUUGAGUAUCCUCUUGACGAGCUGUUCAACGAUUUUUUCAGUUCUUGUUACUCCUCUUUUGACGGGCCUUCUUAUUGGCUCUGUUGUCCCAGUUGAUGCUGUUGCUAUGUCGAAAUCGAUUUUGCAGGUUGUACUUGCUCCUGUGACUCUUGGCUUGUUGCUCAACACUUACGCCAAACCAGUUGUGUCCUUCUUGCAACCCGUGAUGCCAUUUGUUGCAAUGAUUUGCACUUCAAUGUGUAUUGGGAGCCCACUUGCCAUUAAUAGGGCCCAAAUCCUAUCUGCAGAGGGUUUGAGAUUAGUUGGACCUGUACUAUCUUUUCAUGCUGCGGCAUUUACAUUGGGCUAUUGGAUCUCCAAAAUCGGGCCUCUUAGGUUAGAAGAAGAAGUAUGCCGAACAAUCUCAUUGUGCUCUGGAAUGCAAAGCUCGACUCUUGCCGGGCUUCUCGCGACCCAAUUCCUUAGUCCCACGCAAGCUGUCCCUGCUGCUUGCUCGGUUGUGGCCAUGGCUAUAAUGGGCCUCUGCCUCGCCUCGUUCUGGGGAAACGGGUACAAAAUACGAAAUUUACCCUCACUUUUAAUCCCACGUGCUAAUUGCACUGUCGAAGCUUGA
Messenger RNA from Striga hermonthica, 1275 nucleotides. The record is from the annotation of a GenBank genome assembly. NCBI's taxonomy places the organism in Eukaryota, Viridiplantae, Streptophyta, Magnoliopsida, Lamiales, Orobanchaceae.